GCCUUAGUGGAGCCCUCUGGUUGUGUGUCCGAGGUGCUGCCGCUGCAGUCGCGGACGGUUUGCUGAGCCCGUUAGUGCUCCGCAUCGAGACUGACGCCGCCGUCAUGUCCCGCUACCUGCGCCCCCCUAACACGUCUCUGUUCGUCAGGAAUGUGGCCGACGACACUAGGUCUGAAGAUUUACGGCGUGAAUUUGGCCGCUAUGGUCCAAUAGUUGAUGUCUAUGUUCCACUUGAUUUCUACACGCGACGUCCAAGAGGAUUUGCUUAUGUUCAAUUUGAGGAUGUUCGUGAUGCUGAAGAUGCUUUACAUAAUUUGGACAGAAAAUGGAUUUGUGGACGUCAGAUUGAAAUACAGUUUGCACAGGGGGAUCGGAAGACACCAAAUCAAAUGAAAGCCAAGGAAGGAAGGAAUGUGUACAGUUCUUCACAUUACGAUGAUUAUGACAGAUAUAGACGUUCUAGGAGCCGGAGCUAUGAAAGGAGGCGAUCAAGAAGUCGGUCUUUCAAUUACAACUAUAGAAGAUCUUAUAGUCCUAGAAACAGUAGACCGACUGGAAGACCACGACGUAGCAGAAGCCAUUCCGACAAUGAUAGAUUCAAACACCAAAAUCGAUCUUUUUCAAGAUCUAAAUCCAAUUCAAGAUCAUGGUCCAAGUCCCAGUCCAAGAAAGAAAUGAAGCCUAAAUCACGUUCUAGACCAAACUGCAGCUGGAAUACCCAGUACAGUUCUGCUUACUACACUUCAAGAAAGAUCUGAAAGCAGAAAAAGAACCAAAGAAGGGCAGUUCAAGCGACCAAAGGGUGGGUGGAAGGUGCUGCAGUAUGAAUACUGUACGAAUAUUUUGACUGGUAUGAAAACAUAAAAGAAUUAUCGAAAACUACAUGGAAUAAUUGAAGUCCCUUCAAGUUUGAAAGUAAGCAUUUUAGGACAAAUAAAAGGAAAUUCAAC
Molecule: messenger RNA, 950 nt
Organism: Octodon degus (degu)
Lineage: Eukaryota; Metazoa; Chordata; Mammalia; Rodentia; Octodontidae
Product: serine/arginine-rich splicing factor 10-like
Exons: 2
Coding region: 105-758 (217 amino acids)
Molecular function (GO): RNA binding
Source: RefSeq, a predicted model, not a curated record